This is a messenger RNA of Necator americanus (New World hookworm), 1293 nucleotides long. RefSeq lists its product as uncharacterized. The transcript has 12 exons. Gene Ontology annotation, molecular function: zinc ion binding. The coding region runs from base 1 to 1293 and encodes 430 amino acids. The record is from RefSeq and is a predicted model, not a curated record. NCBI's taxonomy places the organism in Eukaryota, Metazoa, Nematoda, Chromadorea, Rhabditida, Ancylostomatidae.
AUGGGCACCGUAACUGUUGCGGAUGGAAUGACUGAGGCAGAGGUGGGCUCAUUGUUUGAGCACGUGAAAAGGUACCUGCCUUCGUUCCACACGGAGGACUUCAUGACGGAUGACACGAACACAUUCUGGAAGGGCUAUAACAAGGCCAUGAAAAGGAAUGCCAAAGCGACACUUAUCAACCGUGAUCUCUUCGAACCGUUCUUCAGGAAGAUGAAAGAGAUAUGCCUCGUCCGCAACAGAAACGUGUUCGUGGCGAAAUACACGUUGAUACUGGGGUACCUCCGUAAAAAUGAAGAAAGCGUUCUCUCAUCGUACAUGGAAAAUUCAUGGAGCGAUAGAGUGGACCAAUGGGCAGCGUUCGGGUGGCUAGGGUCCUGUGUAAACACUUCUAUGCUCUGUGAACGUUUCCAUAAAACGCCGAAGCACGAGAUGUUGGAGGGAAAGGCCAACAAGGAAAGCGGGCUGAAGGAAGGAAAGUACAGGCUCCAGCAACAUCAUAAGGCGCCCACGUUGGCUGUCAACAAAUACCAUGGGCAGCGGCACCUUGUCUGUCGCUGUUGCUGGUCUUGGAACCUGGGAAGUGAAGGACAAUGGAAGCUCAUAUUGCGUGGAAGAACAAUAUUGUCCAUGCGACGAGGAAAUGGAUGUGCUGCAUGCCCAUAUGCUUACGCCUGCUCUUGUCCCACGGAUGUGAGACGUGGGAUUAGCUGUACGCAUGUCCAUGCAGCUCUGUUAUACGCAGCAGCAGGACGCCGCUCGCAGCAAAAUUGUGGGUUGUCAUUGUCUUCGAUAGAGGUGAAGAGGCUGGGAGUGUAUGUAGGUGUAGAGGAGAUCUCAAGGAGUUCACCGGAUAUACAGGACGGGAACAGAGACCUUCUCCAGGGGAUUGAAAUGGAAAAGGCAUCGAUACGAGAAGAUGUCAUCAAAAUUAUGAGAAGGCCAACAGAAGGCGCUCAAAUGAGUAUGGAGCAAACGCUGCGCAAUUUGGAACGAUUACGCAAAACGACGGACUCGUUAGCGGAUAACGCUGAAGGAGCCACCACAACAUGCGCCUUGCAUGCCGCCCAGAUGUUCCUCUUGUCGGCUAUUUUCAAGCUCCUACUCCGAUACGGAAAUUACAGAAGCGAGCCCAUCUGCGCAAGGAGGAGCAAACUAUGCGACGAAAGUCACUGCUGGACAUUCGGGACUGCGCGAAAGAAGAGGACGCUGUCCAACAUGCGAAGAUUGGAUGCAUACCGAAUGUAUCAGCAACAACGUGUGCCCUCACGAUGGAAUAGAGUUAGGCAGCAGUGA